Messenger RNA from Theileria annulata, 2616 nucleotides. RefSeq lists its product as uncharacterized. NCBI's taxonomy places the organism in Eukaryota, Apicomplexa, Aconoidasida, Piroplasmida, Theileriidae. The record is from RefSeq and is a predicted model, not a curated record. The transcript is spliced from 7 exons. Bases 1 to 2616 code for a protein of 871 amino acids.
AUGAUUCUAAGGCGACAAAUACCUCCAUGGGAGAUUAGUAGUAGGAAUACAUAUCGCAAAUGGAAAAAUAAUAAAACAAAUGGACAUUUUAAACUGUUUUUAAACUCUUUUAAGUCAUUCAACAACUGUGUUAAUACAACACAAAUUACGGCAAUUUCAGAAAAAAAUUGUAUAAAUGAGUUGAAAAGAGGAAUAAGUGUAAAUUUGGAAGAAGUAUGUAUAAGAUUACAGCAAUUGUCAAAUCCGGUCAAUUUUGGAAAGAAAAACAUAAAUCAACUAUUAACACAGUUAAUAAAUAAAGUUGAUGAAGUAAUUUCAUAUAUUUCAGUGGAUUCCUUGUUUAAAUUUCUUGUAUCAUAUUCAAAAGUGGUAAAUUCACUGGUGUAUAUAAAUAAUGACUCACACAUUUUGGUAAAAAAUGGAUUAAAAAUAAGUAAUAUUGGAUUAUUCAAGAAAUUGUUUAAUGUUUUGCAAACUGAAAAGUUUGAAAUUAAUAGGCAUAAUAUAAUACAGCUGAUUGAUUCGUAUGUAAGAUUAUGUGUAGGAUAUUCACAGGAUUCUGAAACAUUUUGUAAUAUAUACAAAAGGUCAGUGAAUUUGAUAGUUUCAGGUAAAAUAAAGAUUUCACAGCCUGAUUUUGAUAAAUUAUUGUUAUUAUUUGACCGCAUGGGUCUUUAUGAUAGAGCUUUCAUUGAGUUUUACAGUAGAGUGUUGUGUAAAUAUUUCGAUAAUUUUACACAGGACCAGUUUGGGAACUUUUGCCGUUACUUAUCCAAACUGCCGUAUGUACAAAAGAAGCCCAUUAUAACACACAUUAACACACUUAGUAGUAAUAAUGGUAUGAACAGUAGUAAUAAUGUUGAUGGGUUUAAGUGUGUAAAGAAAUUGCCAUACAGUUAUGUAAUCAGAUUACUAAAUAGAAGAAAUUAUGAUUAUAAAGUAAAGAUUGAUUACUCGACAAGCAUAAGUACGGAUAGAGAAAGAGAAGUAUUGAAGGAUUGGGACUUUAGAAACAGCAAGUUUGUUAAGUUUCUGGACAAGAAGUUGCCAUACUGUCUACACCAAUUCACAUAUUAUAACCUAAUUGAUGUGGCUGAGAUGUAUUAUGUAUAUGGGAUUAAAUCUGAAAUAUUGCCUAGAUUCGCUUCAGAAAUAUGGAAAUAUUUAUAUACACUCAAAUACGGUUAUACAAUCAAGGCACUCAUUGUACUAGGAAAUUUAGGAUUAGGAGAUGGAUUAACCUAUGGAAGAUUAAUUAGGAAUAUACCAUCCAGUUUAGCUUUUAAUUGGCCUCCAGAACUAAUUGCUGAAGCUCUUAUUACCUGCGGUUCUCUUAACAUACAAAUGUUUAAUUAUAGUGGUAUAUAUAUUGCAGAUCUAUCCUUGUAUAACAAAUUAUCGCAAUAUUUGGAGAGGAGAGUUAUGUACUUUAAGGAUCCAAAGUUGAUAUGCAGGAUAUUUGAGGCGUUAAGUAUCGCCAAAGUACCUCAAUAUGGACUAUAUUAUCAAUUACUUACACUUUUGGAAUCAUUCCCAAAUUGGCUACAUCUUAAACAUAUAAUACAAAUUUCAAAAAGUACUAUGUUGGUUGGUAUGUUUGAGAAGAGAUUAUUUCGAGUAUUAAUAUCAAAGUUGGAUGAGGUAAAGGAAUGUUCCGUCUCAGAGAUUGUACCGAUAAUAGUCUUAUCGAAGGAAAUUGUAAUGGAUUCAGAAGACUCCAAAAACUUUUAUGCUUUUAUUUUAAGAUACAUUAGCGGUAUUAAUGGCAGUGUUGAGCUCGAAUUGGACGAGUUGAUGGAUUUGUUAAAUGGAUUAGUAACAAUACAGGUUAAAACUAAAGAAAUUGAACAAAUUAUACUUAAAACCAUUGGGAAUAAUAAUAAAAGGGUGGGAAGAUUGGAAACUCAUCAUUUGUUGAGGUUAAUUGAGUAUAUGAGUAUACUUGGGAAAGUAGAGAGUAAGGAAUUAUUGUCAGUAAUAACUGGAUUUGUGAGUGAAGAUUUACAAAAGUUUAAUGAGUCUGAAGUUUCAACUUUAAUUUGGGAUUUAAUAGCAAUUGGAGUAGAAUUAAAUGAUGAAACUCUGUUAAAAGUAGUUAAAAGAUUCAAUCAACUUAGACCAAUGAAUAACAAAACACAUUUACUAACAGUGGUGAGUAUGUUAGUAAGAAUGAGUGAGAUGAAUGAUAAGGUGUGGAAGGACUUUUUGAAGAUUGUUGAGGGAUAUAAAGACUUUUCCUGGUCAAAAAGUCAAGAAAAUAUUAAUAUUAUUAAAUCAGUAGCAAACACAAUUAAAGACUCUGAAACUUUUGUAAAACAGUUUCCGUACACAAUUGAUAUCACAGCUCUUUACUCUAAUAUAGACUCCAUUAACAUACCCAAAGCCAUUAAACCAUUAAACAAUUAUGAAAAAGAGGAGAAUUUAAUAACUAAAUCUAAUGAUUGUCGAAAUGAUAUGGCCUUGUUUUAUUAUAAUUCUGAUGAGAAUCCGUUUAUAUUACAUUUAAACCCAGAUGGUACACAUGAACAUUAUUUCAACUUCUAUUGUCAAACAAGGAAGAAAAUAUUACAAAAUCUGGGAUGGAAGGAUACACUCAUUUUUACACCCAAUAAAUAA